Molecule: messenger RNA, 2424 nt
Organism: Betta splendens (Siamese fighting fish)
Lineage: Eukaryota; Metazoa; Chordata; Actinopteri; Anabantiformes; Osphronemidae
Gene: stra6l
Product: STRA6-like
Exons: 18
Coding region: 108-2063 (651 amino acids)
Biological process (GO): vitamin A import into cell
Cellular component (GO): plasma membrane
Molecular function (GO): signaling receptor activity; retinol transmembrane transporter activity
Source: RefSeq, a predicted model, not a curated record
CACAUGGUUGAAACCAGGAAACAGAAGUGGUACAGUGUCACUGCAGUCGCUUUCUUUAUCUCUGCAGUAGAGCAGAGGGGACAAGUGAGGGUAAGGACUUAUCAAACAUGAUAAGCAAACCAGAAGGAACCGUCAGCGUGUCCGUGGUUCAGGUCUGUCAGAAUGGUCUCUCUAUUGACCUGUUCCUGCACCUCUCACUCCUUCCUGCAGUGCUGAUUGUAGGCGUGCUCUCAUUCCUCCAGAAAAGAGCCACAAAACUGGCCAUCGACAACAGGCUGCCCUUCCUACAGGGCCGGUUUGCCAUCGUGGUACCUCUAGAUACUAUAGGCAGCCUCAGUAACCGCUGGUCCUAUGGCUUUGCCUUCGGUGCCGUGUCCAGCAGUGUGUUGCUGCUCUUCUCUGAAACCUACGUCCCCUUCACUGUCCCGCCCUGGGCCAGAGCUAUCGUGUACCUGGUUGGAGCCAUAGAAGUGGGCCUGGUGUAUUUCCCUUUCUUUGCUUGUCUGUCCACACCCUUCAGAACAGCAGGGGCCGUGCUGGGCAUACUCUACUCUCUGACCUGGAUUAUUGUUAUGGUCUGGGAUACAUUCACCUGUCCAGAUGGUAAGAUUUUGGGUAAAUACCAGAAGAUUAUUGUCCAGUGGCCGUGCAUCCUCUCCCUCGUUUUCCUCUUGGGUCGAUUUCUCUACAUUCUGGUUAAAGCUGUUCAAAUACACCUGCAGCUGGAACCAGAGGAGUCUGAGGAGCUGAUUGAGCAGCACCAGAUGCAGCAUGUGAAGACCCUCCUGAGGAAAACAUCCGCACACGGUGCACCACUCGGCUGGUUUCAGAGGAGAGUUUAUGAGUGGGAUCCAUACUUCAAGUUCCCCAACAGGAUAAUCGGCACAGUCAUCAUUUCCCUCAUAGGCCUCUACAUAAUGACUCUGGCAGACUACAGUCUCAGUAAUGUGGCUUUCGCCAGAGUAGAGGAAUGGAAGAACACUCUGAGCCACCUGAUCACGUCGAGCAACCAGACUGAAGCUCUGGGCGCCAUGGUAACACAGCUGGAGGAAUUCAUUGCUGUGGCUAGAAGGUGUUGGCUGGCCACCACCAUCUUUGCUAGUCUCAACUCCGUAGCCUACACCUUCCACGUUUUGGCAUGCUACAGGAAACACUUGAAGAGGCUGUGGAAAGGACAGAGGGGGUUUCUGCCCAGCAGGUUUCACAAGCCGAGCUCUGCUCUCAGCGUCGCUUCCAUUGCAAGAUACUCUGGAUGGCAAAUAGCCUUUACACUGUGGGGGUAUGUGAUUGUCCACUUUGUCCACUUCCUGUUGGCCCUGCUCCUCGCCUACUUGCUGGUUCUUCCUGUCCUGCAUGGGAGAGCUCUGAGCAUGCUCACCAACGUCGGAAUCAUAUUCCUGACCAUCGGCCUGGUGAUAGGCCUGGUGAUUCUGCAGGUCAUCCUGGUCCAGAUCUUCUUCCUUCAGGACAAAAUAUCUCCAACUGAUAAACAGAAACCUCUGGCUCUCAACAACAGGAAGGCAUUUCACUGCUUUAACUACUUCUUCUUCUUCUAUAACGUGGUGAUGGGGGUCAGCAACUGCAUACUGAGGCUGUUAAUGAGCAUUGUGACGGGAACAUGGCUGGUGUCACGUAUCGACCGAACCAUCAUGCAGAGAGGAUAUGAAAACAUGGAUGCUGGCUACAGCACUUGGAUUGGGAUGAUCUUUGCUGAUCACUAUCAUAACAACCCAGUCAUGGUGUGUUUUUGCCAGCUGAUGGUUUGCAACACAGUUGGGACACACAAUGCACGAACAUACACCACAUUCAACAAUGCAUCAGAAUCCUCUAGGGAUAACCGGUCAAAGAGGCGCUGGAAGCUGUUUUAUACGUUAUUGCGAAACCCUCAGCUGAUUCUUCUGAGAAAGCACCACCUCAGGUCAUCUGCACUGUUACAGACUGCCUCGUCUCCACAGUCAGACACGGUGGUGUGGGCUUUUGUAAUGGCAUCUAAGGCACAGAAAAGCCAAGGAGCAUCGCAGUCACUACAGGCCGCAGUCCCACCAGUGGAGGACAGUGAAUAACAGAUUUUAUUAAACUGACUGUUUAAUAGUAAAUAAAUAAAACAUGGUUUGCAAUCCCAUUGUUUCAUGACCUUUAGACAAUCUGUGUUGGAGAAAUGUCACUGUCUAUAUGUAUGUAUACAGCAAAAAAUAAAGGGAAAUGUGAAUAUUUGUACAUAAUUAUAUCUGUUUCGAAAGCAAAUAAGAUGGUCAUUGUUCUGUAUAAUCGUAUGAUUAUUACUUUUUUUUCUUUUGUUUUUUAAUUAACUAAAAAAAAUUACACAGCUUUAACGUUUCAUUUCAAAAGUAUCUGUUUCAUGGAUUAAAUCUAAUUCAGAAAGUAUAAUGUGCUUUAGCUUGUACAUCAUAUUUGUUAUAUACU